Molecule: messenger RNA, 579 nt
Organism: Sclerotinia borealis F-4128
Lineage: Eukaryota; Fungi; Ascomycota; Leotiomycetes; Helotiales; Sclerotiniaceae
Source: the annotation of a GenBank genome assembly
AUGUCUAGUCCUAGACGUAGGAUUGAGACUGAUGAUGUAUGCGAUACCUUUUCAAAUCCCGUCCGAUCGAUCUUAUGCUUCAGUGCUUACCAGGAGUAUAGGUUGAUGUCGGAUUAUGAGGUGACACUUGUGAAUGACAAUACACCAUUCGAAGGCGGCCUUUGGAAAAUCCAUGUCGAACUACCGGACCAAUACCCUUACAAGUCCCCCAGCAUCGGCUUUGUGAACCGCAUCUUUCACCCCAAUAUCGACGAGUUGUCCGGAUCCGUCUGUCUCGAUGUCAUAAACCAAACGUGGUCGCCUAUGUUCGACAUGAUAAACAUCUUUGAGGUUUUUCUUCCGCAGCUACUCAGAUAUCCAAAUCCGACGGAUCCACUGAAUGGAGAGGCGGCUGCGCUACUCAUGAGGGAUUCGAAAGCUUAUGAUUCGAAGGUGAAAGAAUAUGUUACGAAAUAUGCGAGUAAAGAUGCGGCAGACGAUGCGGGCGUUGAUGAAUCAGACGACGAUUCAAUGUCUUCGGUAGCGAGUUUCGACGACGAUGAUAAUGAAGAAGCUGCGGGUACAAUGGAGGAAAUCUAA